This is a messenger RNA of Amyelois transitella, 1728 nucleotides long. RefSeq names its product myrosinase 1. Gene Ontology annotation, biological process: carbohydrate metabolic process. NCBI's taxonomy places the organism in Eukaryota, Metazoa, Arthropoda, Insecta, Lepidoptera, Pyralidae. The coding region runs from base 81 to 1637 and encodes 518 amino acids. The transcript has 9 exons. The record is from RefSeq and is a predicted model, not a curated record. Gene Ontology annotation, molecular function: beta-glucosidase activity.
GGGCCUUAAAGUUAUUUUAUCAUUAUCAAUACAAGAUAAUGAUAAAUUAAUUGUAAUCAUUUCACAAUUCAUGACUGCCCAUGUGUUUCCAGUCUUAUUUCAGUUCUGUUAUAAUGUUUCAAUAUUUAUUCAUAAUAAUAAGUUUAUCGGGGGCCUACAGUUGGACUGAUAAUAAACAACGUCGAUUUAAAGAUGACUUCCUAUUUGGCACGGCUUCGGCGGCCUAUCAAGUGGAAGGGGGGUGGGAUGCUGAUGGUAAAAGUGAAAGUAUAUGGGACAGAUACGUCCACAGUCGCCCCGAGAUUACCCCGGACGGGGAUAUGGCGUGCGACUCUUACCAACAUAUCUCAAGAGAUGUUCAGAUGUUGAGGGAACUUGGAGUGGACUUCUACAGGUUUUCUAUAGCCUGGACCAGAGUCCUACCUACAGGAUUCUCCAAUAAAAUCAAUAAAAAGGGUUUACAAUACUACAACGAUUUGAUUGACGAAUUAAUUAAAUACAAUAUUAUGCCUAUGGUUACUCUGUACCACUUCGACCUUCCACAAUCUUUACAAGACCUAGGUGGCUGGGCUAAUCCACUGUCAAUUAAUUGGUUUGAAGACUACGCCAGGAUAAUUUAUGACAAUUUCGCAAACAAAGUCCCGUAUUUUAUAACGAUUAAUCAACCGAAUAGUGUAUGUAUCGAUGGGUACAGUGGGAGUUUUGCACCAGGAAUAAAUUCAAAGGGCAUUGGAGACUAUUUGUGCGUAAAAAAUGUUAUGCUCGCCCAUGCAAGAGCGUAUAGGUUAUAUCAAAAUGAAUAUAAGGUGAAAUACCAAGGGUCAGUAGGUAUAGCGAUAUCAGUUAACUGGGUGGAGCCUAUUAACAACCAAACCGAGAAUGUAAAAGCUGCAGAAAUCGCAAGGGAUUUUACUAUUGGUCUAUACGUGAGUCCGAUAUGGUCCAAAGACGGGGAUUUCCCGCCAUCAGUCAAGGAAGCUGUUGCUUCUAGAAGUAAAGAACAGGGUUUUCACAGAUCUCGCCUGCCAAGCUUAACUCCUGAAGAGAAGACUCUACUUAAGGGAUCAGCAGAUUUCCUCGGCAUGAACCAUUACACUACUGUUCAAGCCCAACCAAGCGUUAAAAAGUAUCCUUCGCCAUCGUUAGAAGAUGAUAUGCUGGUGGAUUUCGCUCAGAGUGCCAAUUGGACACAGGGUGCUUCUCCUUGGUUGAAGAGUGCCCCAUUCGGCCUAUACAAAGCUUGCGUCUACCUAAACCUGAACUACGAUUACCCCCCCAUUAUCAUCACGGAACAUGGCUGGUCUACUGGCCUCGGACUGAGAGACGGCAGUCGCGUGGAAAACCUGAGGGGUUACAUGACAGCAUUGUUGUUCGCGUUAGAAGACGGUACCAAUGUGAGGGGAUACACUGCUUGGAGCUUGAUGGACAACGUGGAGUGGGGGGCUGGCGUGAGUGAACGAUUCGGCCUUUACGAAGUGGACUUCGACUCGCCAAAGAGAAAGCGUUCACCUCGGGUCUCCGCCCAUGUCUACAGGAGAAUAAUAGAGCAAAGAAUUAUAGAAGAUACUUGGUUACCUUCUAGUUUAAAAAUGGAUGUGUCCAUGAGAAGAAUGGGCAAAGACAAGUCUGAAUUAUGAGCGAAGCUAAAUCGUACUUUCUAUUUUUUCCAGUGUUGUUGUUAUAAUUCUAAGGGUUUCGAAAUGUUGAAAUAAAUAUUUGUAAAUGUUU